AUGUAUCAAUUAUUUAGGAACACACAUUCCUGUUAAAGCCCCAAAAAUUGGGUACAUGGAUUUCGUCAAUCGAAAGGGAUGAUGGGGACCAUCGAUGUCCAGAUGGUCAUGCAAGCUGUUGUUGACAACAAUUACUUGUUUAGAGACGUCAGCAUGAAAUUUCCAGGAAGUGUCCACGACGCGACGGUCUUUAAAGAAUCGGGAAUUUUUAAGAACCAUAGCCGAAUUAUUCCGGAAUUUUUAAAACUGGUGGGCAACAAAGAGAUUCCCUUCAUUAUCCUGGGAGAUCCGGCAUACCCAUUGCUACCGUGGCUUUUAAAACCAUAUACCGGACACUAA
This is a messenger RNA of Drosophila suzukii, 339 nucleotides long. The record is from RefSeq and is a predicted model, not a curated record. NCBI's taxonomy places the organism in Eukaryota, Metazoa, Arthropoda, Insecta, Diptera, Drosophilidae.